GCCAAGGCUCACUCGCCGCCCGCGUCGUCCCCGGCUCGCGUCUGUCCACUGGUCAACAACUCGCGAUUCGCACGGCCGCGCGCGCGCGCGCGCACCGCGCGUUCCGCAUUCGUACAUGGCCGUCGCGAGGCUGGUGGUCAUCACCCCCGCCGUCCUCCUCGGCCGCACCGCCCGCGUCUCGCCGUCGGCGGUGCCGCGGCUGCGGCCCAUCGUCGCCGGCCGCCGCGCCGUGGCGGCGCCCACACGCGCCGUCCUGGGAGACGGGGCGGGUGUCGGCGGCGAGGAGGAUGCGGUGGUGGCGGUGGUGGAGGAGGACGCGGUCGCCCGGCGCGCGGCGAGGAAGCGGUCGGAGCGGCGCACGUACCUGGUGGCGGCGGUGAUGUCCAGCCUCGGGUUCACGUCCAUGGCCGCCGCCGCCGUCUACUACCGCUUCGCCUGGCAAAUGGAGGCCGGCGGCGGCGACGUUCCGGCGACGGAGAUGGUCGGCACGUUCGCGUUGUCGGUGGGGGCGGCGGUGGGGAUGGAGUUCUGGGCGCGGUGGGCGCACCGGGCGCUGUGGCACGCGUCGCUGUGGCACAUGCACGAGUCGCACCACCGCCCGCGCGACGGCCCGUUCGAGCUCAACGACGUCUUCGCCAUCGCCAACGCCGCCCCGGCCAUCUCCCUCCUCGCCUACGGCCUCCUCAACCGCGGCCUCCUCCCCGGCCUCUGCUUCGGCGCGGGGCUUGGGAUUACGCUGUUCGGGAUGGCGUACAUGUUCGUCCACGACGGCCUGGUCCACCGGCGCUUCCCCGUGGGGCCCAUCGAGAACGUGCCCUACUUCCGCCGAGUUGCUGCCGCCCACCAGAUACAUCACACGGACAAGUUCGAAGGCGUGCCCUACGGCCUGUUCCUCGGACCCAAGGAGUUGGAGGAGGUGGGUGGGACUGAGGAGCUGGACAAGGAGAUCAAGAAGAGGAUCAAGAGGAAGGAGGCCAUGGACGCCAUCAGAUGAGAGCGAGAGUACUGCACAUGCCAUGAGAGCUACUACUAGCCUGCUGCUACCAUUUUCGAUCGCUUUUGUUUUGGCUUUUCCUGAUUUUAUGUUUAUUUUGAUGUAGAUAGCUGUCGGUGUAUGUACUGUGUAGAGUGCCGAUACUUAAUCUGUCCUUUUGUUAAUAGAAGAGGAAUAAUCCAUUAGUUUAAGAGAGGCAGGGAGUAAUCUGGACCAGACGAUACGUGUUCAUGUAGUAUAAUACUAGUAUAUUUGUAUCUUGCCGUAUUGGCAGGUCAAUGACGGUGGUUGCGGCA
This is a messenger RNA of Oryza sativa Japonica Group (Japanese rice), 1290 nucleotides long. Its product is annotated as beta-carotene hydroxylase 2, chloroplastic. Gene Ontology annotation, molecular function: iron ion binding; beta-carotene 3-hydroxylase activity. The record is from RefSeq and is a predicted model, not a curated record. Gene Ontology annotation, biological process: xanthophyll biosynthetic process; carotene metabolic process. Gene Ontology annotation, cellular component: chloroplast. Lineage: Eukaryota; Viridiplantae; Streptophyta; Magnoliopsida; Poales; Poaceae.